ACUCCAUGAUUGCGAUUGCCUCAGUGGUGGCAGUGUAACCCUGAAACAAUCCAAAUGCGGAGGGGUUGUGUCACUGUGAAAGCUAAAAAGAGGGGGGGAAAGUGGGAAAAGACGCGGAGGAUUGACGCGGAGAAGGAAAAACCGGAGCUGAGCUGAGCUGAGCUGAGCUGAGCUGAGCUGAGCUGAGAGGGAAUUGUUGGGGUUUGCCAAGCCGGCAACUUCAACAAACAUGCAUCCCGGGGAGCUACCGAGGAGCUUCAUCUUUUUAUCUUUUUUAUCGUUCAGCUCUCUGCUCUGCGUCACCUCGGUUCAAUAACACCACCAUUUGAAUCGAGAUAGUCCACCCAGCUCACAGACCCCUCCAACACCAACACUGACACCAACAAUGCUCUCCCUUCCCCCCUUCGAGGGCUUCCUCCCUCAAUGGCUCGUCCUGGUCCGUCACUUCGUCUACACCGCUCAUUCCCAUUCCCAUUCCCAUUCCCAUUCCCAAUUCCUAAUCAAUCCUCAUCCUCAUCCUCAUCCUCAUCACACAACAAAACCACCACCACCACACUUCCCCUUUCCCUUCCCAAUAAACUAACCCCCUCCAAAAAAAAACAGGUCUCCGUCGUCUCCGCCGCCAAUAGCCUACAAGCCUACCGCUCCGAAGCCUACGCCGCCGAGCUCUACAACGGCCGCACCCCGGAAGGCUACGUCUUCACCAACCCGCUCUCGUCGCGCACCUUCGGCACCUGGACCUUCCUCUCCGCCGUGAUCCGCUUCUACGCCGCCUACAACAUCAACAACCCGGCCGUGUACGACCUGGCCCUGUGGACGUUCGGCAUCGCGCUGGUGCACUUCGUCGGCGAGCUGGUGCAGGGGAGCGCCCGGCUGCGCGGCCGCUUCGUCAGCCCGCUACUCGUCGCCUCGUCCACGUUGACCUGGAUGUUCUGGGAGCGGUCGUGGUAUUUGGGUCAUUAGUUUAUGCAAGGAAAAGGGAGUGGGGGGUGAGAGAGGUUUUUAGGGUGGAUGGGUUAAUCUGGAUCGGUUGAUCGGUUGAAGGGGUUCGUUCAGGCGGUGUUGCUGUAGGUGGGAAGGGUGAGGAGAAGGAGGAGGAGGAGGAGGGGGAGUAAUGGAUGCGGGCGCAUGUUCACUAAUGUUAGUUUGUAACACUAAUGAUGAUGAGUUCAAGUCGGGACGAUUGUCUAGGUGGUGGAAGUGGAGGUUCUGGGGUAAUGGGUUGACCGAGUUGUGUCGUGCAUGGCAGCAAGCAGGGUCUGCCGAUCUGGCGGAUCCACUUAUAUAUAUCUGUAUCGUCGGAUCGAUCGGUCUCGCUCCCCCACAAUCUGGGAACAACAGAUCCGUCGGUUUGCUUUAGAACACGAUUUGUCAUGAG
Molecule: messenger RNA, 1378 nt
Organism: Aspergillus japonicus CBS 114.51
Lineage: Eukaryota; Fungi; Ascomycota; Eurotiomycetes; Eurotiales; Aspergillaceae
Product: Erg28 family protein
Exons: 1
Coding region: 424-963 (179 amino acids)
Cellular component (GO): membrane; endoplasmic reticulum
Molecular function (GO): protein-macromolecule adaptor activity
Source: RefSeq, a predicted model, not a curated record